Molecule: messenger RNA, 1855 nt
Organism: Cyprinodon variegatus (sheepshead minnow)
Lineage: Eukaryota; Metazoa; Chordata; Actinopteri; Cyprinodontiformes; Cyprinodontidae
Product: potassium channel subfamily K member 2-like
Exons: 9
Coding region: 209-1465 (418 amino acids)
Biological process (GO): stabilization of membrane potential; potassium ion transmembrane transport
Cellular component (GO): membrane
Molecular function (GO): outward rectifier potassium channel activity; potassium ion leak channel activity
Source: RefSeq, a predicted model, not a curated record
UGUACCGAGAAACUCCAAAACACCUACUAAAGUGAAACCCGUCCAACUCUGUUGCACCAGUGUGAGAUUCAAGAAAAGAAGCAGAGGGACAACGGAGCGCCAGUCCUCCCGCCCUCCCCGCAUAGGAGGAAAGAUUCCCCGCAACGCAGUGAGAGCUUCGGGUGAGGAGAAGAGGAGAGCGGAGGGUAUUGGAUAGCCAACAACAACCAUGGCUGCUCCAGACUUAUUGGACCCAAAAUCAGCCACUCACAACACGAAGCCCCGCCUCUCCUUCUCCACAAAGCCAAUCACACUGAGUCCUAAGGAGGAAAGUGAGCAGGUUGUGGCUACAGUGAUGAAGUGGAAGACAGUCACCGCCAUCUUUCUCUUGGUGGUUCUCUACCUGGUGAUAGGAGCAGCAGUCUUCAGAUCCCUGGAGCAGCCUCAUGAGAGUGCCCAGCGUCUGGCCAUCCUGUCCCAGAAGCUAGAGUUCCUGUCUGAACACACCUGUGUUAACCAGAGCCAGCUGGAGGAGCUGGUUCAGCAAGUUGUGUCUGCUGUCCGAUCUGGGGUGAACCCUGCAGGAACAUUGACCAAUCACAGCAGCCUGUGGGACCUGAGUUCUGCUUUCUUCUUCGCCGGAACUGUCAUCACCACCAUUGGUUUUGGCAACAUUUCCCCCCACACCGAAGGAGGGAGAAUAUUCUGCAUCAUCUAUGCUCUGCUGGGAAUCCCUUUGUUUGGUUUCCUCUUGGCGGGUGUAGGUGAUCAGCUCGGCACCAUCUUUGGGAAAGGAAUAGCCAGAGUGGAGAAAAUGUUUGUGCACUGGGCUAUCAGUCAGACCAAGAUCCGAGUCAUAUCCACGCUGCUGUUUGUCCUAUUUGGCUGCUUGCUCUUCGUGGCGCUCCCGGCGGCCAUCUUUAAACACAUUGAGGGCUGGUCAGCCCUGGAGUCCCUGUAUUUUGUGGUCAUCACCUUGACCACCAUCGGGUUUGGAGACUUUGUGGCAGGUGGGUCAGACAUCGGGUACCUGGACUAUUAUAAACCUUUGGUUUGGUUCUGGAUUCUGGUGGGGUUGGCCUACUUCGCUGCAAUACUCAGCAUGAUAGGAGACUGGCUCAGAGUCAUCUCCAAGAGGACAAAAGAAGAGGUCGGAGAGAUCCGAGCACACGCUGCAGAAUGGACUGCCAACGUCUCUGCAGAGUUUAAAGAAACCCGUCGUCGUGUCAGCGUGGAGAUCUACGACAAAUUCCAGCGAGCCGCAUCUAUGAAACGCAAACUGUCCUCUGAGCUAGGAUUCAGCUCGGCACCUGAACUCACCCUGCCUAAGAGGGCCAUGUCGAUCAAUUUCAAUGACGAAUGGGAGAGGACCGAGAGGGAUGCUGGGCUGCAGGGCCUGACCACUCCACUGACCAGGAAUGGCGGAUCACUCAUGAACGGGCUUGACCCAGAAAGGGGAGACGUCUCUGUCACUGAACACUUCUAGAAGAAGAGGAUUCCCCAGACAUUGGCCAAACAUAAAGCGUGAAGAACAAAACAGAAAAUGAGCUCAAAUAAAGCAGAUUUUACUUUGGGUAACUCUCUGUUGUCUCCAACAUACAAAGUAGCUGCUGAUACGGUUUCAGCCAUUAGCCACACUUUUGGUCUGUUUUAACUACUUGAACAAUUGGAAAUGCAUGAAUUUGUCACUCUGUGCUUGUCUGUGUCUGAAACGCUCAACAUUUUCAUUAUGGAAGAAAACACAUCAGAUGUCACAUCCACAGACCUUGUAGGACUGUAGAUUUAGUCAAAGUAGACUCUGAUCCAUGCAGAGAGCAGCCUAGUGUCUCAAAGCAUGGGCUAUCUCUAGUACAUUUUCUAAGAAUUUAGGAUUUAU